This is a messenger RNA of Arvicanthis niloticus (Nile rat), 1608 nucleotides long. It is a transcript of the gene Nudt5, whose product is annotated as nudix hydrolase 5. Gene Ontology annotation, molecular function: ADP-ribose diphosphatase activity. Gene Ontology annotation, cellular component: nucleus. Lineage: Eukaryota; Metazoa; Chordata; Mammalia; Rodentia; Muridae. The record is from RefSeq and is a predicted model, not a curated record. Gene Ontology annotation, biological process: nucleoside phosphate metabolic process; ribose phosphate metabolic process.
CGGGCGCUAGAAGCUAAAUCAAUGGUAGAGAGUACGUUUAGCAUGUUCGCACAGACGUGCAUACGUGCAAGACACAAAAAAAGAUUUGAGUCCGCAGAGAAGAGUCAUGAAAGUGUAGAAUUUUUAGGAAGCUUACAUCUCCGCUUUCGUCUGUAUGCACCUCGACCCGGAAGGUAACCAUCUGAAGGCAGCAGAGCUUCUACGGGUGCCUGGAGGAGGACGUGUGCACAUCCUCCUUGCACCACGAGAGGCGCCGGUGUCUCUAGCGGUGGCGCCUGAUUCUACGGAGACUGCAGCUUCUGUCCGAUCCUUUUUCCUUUUCUCCUCCAUCCCUUCCACAUCCCACAGCUUAGUGUAGCUUGAACUUUCCACUCGAGGACUGUGGAGGCCAACAAGUCAAAAUGGAGACCCAAGAAUCAACAGACCCUUCUCCUGCCAAGCAGCGCAUUAUUUCAGAGGAGUUGAUCUCAGAAGGAAAAUGGGUCAAAAUUGAAAAAACAACUUACAUGGACCCCACCGGUAAAACUAGAACUUGGGAAACAGUGAAACUUACAACCAGGAAGGGAAAAUCCGCUGAUGCCGUGUCGGUCAUACCUGUGCUGCAAAGAACCCUUCAUCAUGAGUGCAUCGUUCUGGUGAAGCAGUUCCGGCCCCCGAUGGGCGGCUACUGCCUGGAGUUUCCAGCAGGGCUCAUUGAAGAUGGAGAAAGCCCAGAAGCAGCUGCUCUUCGGGAGCUGGAGGAAGAAACUGGAUACAAAGGUGACGUUGCUGAAUGCUCUCCAGCUGUGUGCAUGGAUCCAGGCUUGUCAAACUGCACCACACAUGUUGUGACAGUGACCAUCAAUGGAGAUGACGCAAGAAAUGUAAGGCCAAAACCCAAACCAGGGGAUGGAGAAUUUGUGGAAGUGAUUUCUUUAACAAAGAAUGAUCUGCUGACAAGACUUGAUGCUUUGGGAGCAGAAGAACAUCUUACAGUGGAUGCCAGGGUCUACGCCUAUGCUCUGGCACUGAAACACGCCAACUGGAAGCCAUUCGAAGUGCCCUUCCUCAAAUUUUAAGGCCAAGGACAACACUGGCCAUGUUUUGUAAAUGAAACCAUGAGGCCUUCGCUAUUCAAUGUAUUCAGUUAAGUUUAAUGUAGAUCACAAAUCAGCUUUUUCAUAAAAUAAAAGCAGCACAGACUGCAUGUGGUAUGGAAUUACAAUUACAGAGAAGAUGUAACCUUCAUUUAAACUUGUUAAAUACUCAUGGAAAUGAACAUAUAGUUAGGCAUGUUUAAAUUUCUUAAACCUCACCUAGUCUAGAAGGUGAGGGUAUUUCUCAGGAAUAGACUCAAGCUCCAAAUUAGGUCAGCUAUUUCUACCCUCAAUUCCUAAAAUAAAAAUUAUGUACUUAAGUCUGCAAAUAGCUAUUUAUUAGGCUCACAUUUAAAAAUUAGAAGGUUGGGUUUUUGUUGUUUUGUUUUGAAAUAGGGUAUCACUGUGUAAUCCUGGAUGGCCUGGAACUUAUUUUGUAGACCAGGCUGGCUUUGAACUCAGAGAUUCAUCUGUCUCUGUUUCUCCAAAGUUCUGGGAAUAAAGAUGUGUAGCACCUCACAUGGCAAAAUAA